Molecule: messenger RNA, 699 nt
Organism: Dioscorea cayenensis subsp. rotundata (Guinea yam)
Lineage: Eukaryota; Viridiplantae; Streptophyta; Magnoliopsida; Dioscoreales; Dioscoreaceae
Product: syntaxin-132-like
Exons: 10
Coding region: 1-699 (232 amino acids)
Biological process (GO): intracellular protein transport; exocytosis; vesicle fusion
Cellular component (GO): plasma membrane; SNARE complex; endomembrane system
Molecular function (GO): SNARE binding; SNAP receptor activity
Source: RefSeq, a predicted model, not a curated record
AUGGAAGCAAGUCAGCAGCUCAUUGAGAAAGACAUUGAUAGGGUGGGAAAAAUAGCAUUAUCUGUCAAAACGAAACUAGAAGAACUGGAUAAAGAUAAUUUGCGAAAUAGACAGAAACCCAGAUGUGGCAAAGGGUCUACUGUGGAUAGAUCCAGAAUUGCAACUACAGUUGCCUUGAAAAAUAAGCUGAAGGAGCGAAUGACUGAAUUUCAGGCAAUAAGGGAAAUGAUUCAUCAAGAAUAUCGUGAGCUUGUUGUGCAAAGGUUUUUUACAGUUACCGGAAAUCAUGCUGACGAAGAGACAAUUGACAAGUUGAUGGCACCUGGAAACAGCGAACAAAAUUUCCAGAAAGCUAUUCAAGCGAGUGGGCGUGGCCAGAUAAUGGUGACCAUUGGAGAACUUGAAGAGCGACAUGAUGCUGUUAAAGAACUUGAAAGAAAACUUCAUGAGCUACAGCAGAUAUUUCUUGACCUGGCCGUGUUGGUUGAGGCACAAGGUGACAUGAUGGAUAACAUCGAAUCCCAUGUUUCUAGUGCUGUGAACUAUGUGCAGUCUGGGGUAGUUGCUCUCCAAAGCACAAAGAAGCGAAAAAAGAACUCUCGUAAGUGGAUGUAUAUAGCCAUGUGUCUUCUCCUUUUCAUCGCCGCAGUUAUUGUUUUGGCAGUGCUCAAACCAUGGGUCAAGCACAAGCAUGCAUAG